AUGUCCGCCGCCAUGAAGCGUUCUUCUACGACCGCGCUUGCCCGUCAUUCGUUUAUCUUACCCACGAUAAUGCCUUCAGAUACUUACUAUCCACAUGGCGGUAUUAUCAAUAUUAACUACCCUCCGAUCAUUCACAAUCAGCUUUGCAUUUCGCCAUCUGACCCGACUCUUGUGACAAUGGAGCUUUCAAACUCACGCCGGGCGGCCCACCAGGAGGAAGCUGUAAACUCGAACCACCAACCUGGCACCAAUGCUAUGCGAUUCCUCGCAAAGAUCAGAUCACUCUGCACUAUUUCGUUUGGGAAGCACGGAUCCCUCCCUGCGAACGGUUCCUCGCUAGCUUGUAUUUCGCUGUACGACUCAACUCUUGGAACAACUGAGGUUUUUACCUUACCCCAAGUGGCCCGCCAGCGCAAGCAGGAGGAAGCUAUGAAUUCGAACCACCGACCUGGCGAGACUGCGAUGCGAUACCGAUACCUCACAAGGAUCUGCACGAUUUUGUUCGGGAAGCCUGGACCUCUCUCUACGAACUGUGUCCGACCAUCACACAACUUUCUGUCUGACGUCUUGGAGGCUACUAUAACUAUCCACUCUCUCAGUUCGUUGGCAACGACAGAUGCAGAUGCAGACGAUACCUUCGUUACCGCGGAUGAGCUCAUCCACGUCUCCGAUCUCGCCCCCUUAGCAAGUGAAGUUGUCAAAGAAGAACUGUACAUCCGCGGUUAUCUCAAACGACCUAACCAGGGCAAUCCCUUUCUCUGCAAGCCACAGUAUUUUGUUGUUCCACGGCUACUCCAGGUACUUCAUGACCGCUGGCCAAAGCAAGUUGCAGUUAUCCCCGUGUCUUCCAAGAACCCUCAACACCCGUCUCCACGAGCUAUUGGCCGGCGUGGGGGACUCACAGUUGCAGAGGCGCUCAAGUCUGCCAAUAUCGAGGAGAAUCCUCGUACACCCGCUCCGACGAGAUCAUCUUCUAGUAAUCAGUCGAUCUACUGGUCUUGCCAGUCACCACAGACGGCCAUCGAUUCAUCUACAUCUCCUUUCGUCCAAGAAAGCACUAUGUCGACUCCCCAAUUUUGCGAUUUCUGUGAAUACUCGUACAUCACGUCACAUACUACUCCUCCCUCGUCACCGGAGCUCGCGGGCCUCAAUGAGAAUGAGAAGGACGUUCUGGGUACGACGAGCUCCUUCUCGGAAGCAAUUCUGCGGUCCUUGGCGCCCCGAGUUGCAUUGAUGAAGGCGAAGAGUUCGUAUAUGGAGGUGGAUGCGAGGAGUUUUCAAAGGUUGCGGUAUGGGGAAGUCUGCCACCACCAUCUUGUCUGA
Messenger RNA from Suillus bovinus, 1323 nucleotides. RefSeq lists its product as uncharacterized. The record is from RefSeq and is a predicted model, not a curated record. The transcript is spliced from 3 exons. NCBI's taxonomy places the organism in Eukaryota, Fungi, Basidiomycota, Agaricomycetes, Boletales, Suillaceae. The coding region runs from base 1 to 1323 and encodes 440 amino acids.